AUCUAUCUAUCUAUCUAUCUAUCUAUCUAUCUAUCUAUCUAUCUAUCUAUCUAUCUAUCUAUCUAUCUAUCUAUCUAUCUAUCUAUCUAUCUAUCUAUCUAUCUAUCUAUCUAUCUAUCAAGCAGCUCAACUAUAAAUUGGCAGUGAUCUUUGUUUUGGAGUAGUGGAAGCAAACGGUUAAUAGCCUACCAGAAUCGGAUUUGAUCUCAGUGGGUGUGCCUUCUUAUUCUUUUUGGCGUCCCCUCUCUUGAAGUAGAUCGCGCACAACCUAUUAAGAAGAGGCACGAGCUCCGGGACUGCCAUGUGGUCACUCGGCUCGCGCUCCCGACGCCGUCACCACGCACGAGAGCUGAGUGGGAUGGAAACUCUAAAGCUGUUUUGAGAGGGAAGACUCUAUCCAGCCUCGCAGUUCUCCUCACGCACUACAGGCGGACGAUUUGUCCUACUUGUUUUAGGCCUGUUAAUUUGACGCAAACACACUCGCUCAUUCGACUCAGUUUCCUCAUAAAAAGACUUCCAGGAAUGGAGUCGAUACCCGGUCAGCUUUCCACGGGACGAGAUGCUUGCUCUUCCCCUAACUCGAAGCAAGAACUGCAGCCUUUUUCUGGCAGCAGCUCGCUGAAGCCUAAUCAAGUGAGUGAGGCUGCGCUGUACGGAGUGCCCAUCGUCUCUUUGGUCAUCGACGGCCAGGAAAGACUGUGUCUGGCGCAGAUUUCCAACACUUUACUGAAGAAUUACAGCUACAACGAAAUCCACAACAGACGCGUGGCGCUUGGAAUUACGUGUGUGCAGUGCACACCGGUGCAGCUGGAGAUCCUGAGGCGCGCGGGGGCCAUGCCAAUCUCCUCGCGCCGCUGUGGCAUGAUUACCAAACGGGAGGCCGAGCGCCUCUGCAAAUCCUUCCUCGGGGCUCACAACCCUCCCAAAUUACCCGAGAAUUUUGCAUUCGAUGUUUCACACGAGUGCGCCUGGGGCAGCCGAGGAAGCUUCAUACCUGCGAGGUACAACAGCUCCAGGGCAAAAUGCAUCAAGUGCACCUAUUGUAAUAUGUAUUUUUCACCCAACAAAUUUAUAUUUCACUCGCACCGCACACCUGAGUCUAAAUACACACAGCCGGACGCGGCCAAUUUUAAUUCAUGGAGACGCCAUCUAAAACUCACCGACAAAAGCUUGUCUGAUGACAUUUGCCACGCGUGGGAGGACGUCAAGGCCAUGUUUAACGGCGGGAGCCGGAAACGGGCAAUGCCGGGGAGUGGAUCAGAAAUGUCCUCCCCGCUCAAACCGCAGGCUUCUGGUAACAUCACGCAGACCGCUUCCCCUGACAUUCCUCACAAAACUUUGCGCUGCGACGACAACCGUGGUAACCUCGGUUUAACCAACAGCGUGCGUAACUACCCGGUCAUUCCUGUGCCUAGUAAGAGUUUCGGCAUGCUCCAGAAGAUCCCGCCACCCAUCUUCCCGCAUCCGUAUGGCUUUCCAGCAUUUGGACUGUGUCAAAAGAAGGAUGAUGGAGUUGGUGAGCAGAACAAGACUAAUGUACCUGGUGUGUUCUGGCCAGGUGCGAAGGACGGUAUCUAUCCAUCUUUCCCCAUGUUUUGGCCCACCACGGGCAGCCUGCCGCUCUCAUCCUAUCAACCAACACAACUAAAACCGCACACGGAGCUCAUGAGUGCCCGGCAAACCGAAGCUGAAAUGUCAGAAAGCGAGCGGGGAGGAAACACACCUAGAGACAGUCUGUUCGACAGCGAGCGCUGCUCCAGCUCGCAGUCCCUAAGGAACGACGAGGACAAAUCUGGGGACGAGGCCAGGUCAAGUGAGGGUCAACCCAGCACCCCCAGAAAGUUGAGCUAUAUUUCUGCGUUCAGACCAGUCGUUAAAGAUGCAGAAAGCAUAGCCAAGCUCUACGGAAACAGGGACGCGUACAGCGGAGCUCAUCCUGGCCAUUUGUCGCCAGACUUUGUUAGUGAGAGCUCCAGCUACAGAUCAGCCUCUCCGUGUGUGGAUAGCGAGGAAGAACCAGAUGUGGACGUGGAGACGCACAGAAUUCCAGAUGAUGAGGAGUCUAUACAACUUUCCGUGGAUGAUCGGCAAAGUCCCGUGGGAGAAAACAGUCAAACGCCGCAGCCGGACGAUUUCAGUGAUGCGGGCUCCCCUGAACACAAUCAGAACAAGCAGGUGGCAAAGAAGAAUGAUGCCAUUGCUUACGUUGUGUACUCAAAUGAAAAGGAGGGAGCAUCUCUUCAAAGCACACUGCCAUGUUUGGCCUCUAAACUUCCUCGCGCCGUGCCGGAAACAAAUGAUUCACACAUUUCAACUGACGACGAAUGUGAAUCACAAAAAUCCUGUUCGGACCAAAUUAGCGUUAGCAAAGAGAACCCAAGCGAUGCUGCAUUGAGAAGAACUGAUAGCAGAUUUAAUUUCGAGAAAGACAUCGAAAAUAUGGCGAAAGAGGAGCUCCAAAAGCAGCUCUUGGCGCAAGUGGAGUUGAGAAAAAAACUGGAACGGGAAUUUCAAAGUUUAAAAGAUAAUUUUCAGGAUCAAAUGAAGAGGGAACUGUCUUAUCGAGAGGAGAUGGUCCAGCAGCUGCAGAUUGUACGAGACACAUUGUGCAACGAGUUGGAUCAGGAGAGAAAGGCUCGUUAUGCAAUUCAGCAGAAGCUUAAAGAAGCUCACGACGCUCUUCACCAUUUCUCCUGCAAAAUGCUCACUCCACGCCACUGCACAGGGACCUGCACCUUUAAGCCGCCCCUCUUACCACCUUAACUUAAAGCUGCAUCCCAGGAUCCCAGUGACAUCUGUAAACCUCCCCUAAAGGAAUUCUCCAUUUACACUCUGUUUGAGAGGUUCACGUUAUGCACACUGAACACUGAGGACUGCUGAAUCACAAUCCAUCCAUGGCAAGUGGCAUUUGAACAUUCUACUGUGGAUGAAAGUGUCUAUUACUUAAGGAAAACAGAGUAACACAAACCAGAGGAUUACAAUAACUGUUCAAAUACUUAUGCUGUUACUUGUGUAAAUAGGUUGAUUUUUUUAAACAAUACAAUCCAUAAUAUGUGGCAAUGUGCAAUGAACUGUAUAAUGUGAAAUUUCAUAAACUGGAAUUGAUUAUUCUCAUUAUUUAUGUGUUUUUAACAUGUAAUUGUUUUUCUCUAAAUGAAUUCACUGAUGUGCUAUCCCAAAUUAAUUGUGUAUCAUCAAUAUUAAGCACUUUAAAUAAGCAACAUUUCAGACCAAUCUAUCCAAAAUUAUUCAACCCCAAAAUUAUUCAAAAUCAGCUGUAUCUCAUAUUUAUGUAUACAAC
Messenger RNA from Rhinichthys klamathensis goyatoka, 3301 nucleotides. It is a transcript of the gene skor1a, whose product is annotated as SKI family transcriptional corepressor 1a. The transcript is spliced from 9 exons. Lineage: Eukaryota; Metazoa; Chordata; Actinopteri; Cypriniformes; Leuciscidae. Gene Ontology annotation, cellular component: transcription regulator complex; nucleus. Bases 523 to 2763 code for a protein of 746 amino acids. Gene Ontology annotation, biological process: negative regulation of BMP signaling pathway; negative regulation of transcription by RNA polymerase II. Gene Ontology annotation, molecular function: RNA polymerase II cis-regulatory region sequence-specific DNA binding; SMAD binding; DNA-binding transcription factor activity, RNA polymerase II-specific. The record is from RefSeq and is a predicted model, not a curated record.